Molecule: messenger RNA, 1170 nt
Organism: Saprolegnia diclina VS20
Lineage: Eukaryota; Oomycota; Saprolegniomycetes; Saprolegniales; Saprolegniaceae
Exons: 2
Coding region: 31-780 (249 amino acids)
Source: RefSeq, a predicted model, not a curated record
AACUCGUUGAAGGACAUUCUUUUGUUGUCCAUGACACGGAACACGCUUUUUUUUUUCUGCUUCUUAUCCGCUGCGGCGGCGGCAGAAGGUCCCUGGCGCCUCCUCCCGCGCUCGGACGGGUUCGCCGCGGUCCGCCUCGCGACUACUACGACACCCGAGUGCUACUCGGUCGACGGCGUCAACUGCGCAACCGAAACCAGCAUUUGGCUCUGGCCCUCCUUGCUCGCCAGUCCCAACACGACGACGUCCGUGGGCUGCCCUCUCGACAGCGUGGGUCUCUGGGGCAGCGGCGGCUGGUGCGCCACGGCCAAUGCCUCGUUGCACAAUACCGCCGAGAGCAGCAAAAUGGCAUGCAACACCAGCGUCAGCACGAUCCUCGCUCUGCGCAAGAUCGACAACAGCAGUACCUACUGCCUCCCUUCGUUCGACGCGGUAGGACCGUGCCAGCAGUUUCCAUCUAUCGCCUCGUGCGAAGCCACGACCGCGCUACUGCUGCCAUCAGACCCAGGCUGCACGUACUGCCAAACGCUCUGUGAAGCGUCGUGCUUGGGCGUGCAGACGGUUGUCGUCACAUCCAGCGUCGUGUGGACCGUCGCGAGCGUCGUUGGCGUCUUGUCGUCGAUGGUGUUUGCCCAGCGCUACUACAUUUCUGCGUUACGGCCAGCAGUCCGAACGAGCGUGGAUGGAACGAUGCGAGCGAGCUUGGACGCCACAGUCCUCUCGAGCCGCUGUGACUCGUGCACGUCACCAAGCGCCUUUCGCGAAUUCCCGACCCCGUAAGCGAGUGCGAUAGAACACGAGGAUUUAUGUAUGAACAAUGUUAUUUCAUUGACAAUAGUUCGUACGAUUCGACUACGAACAUACUCGCCAACGUCGUGUUAUAGCAAACAGUCGUCAACGAGAAGGUGCAUCGCGAAUAUAGCCCAGCUCGCACAGUCCUCUUUGCUCUGGGCAAGUAGCUUCCACAUUACUGCUCUACAAGCGCGGUCGUGGGAGCGUUGACGUCGCAUCAAGAGAGUUGUGACGCAGGCGUCGUGGGGUUAGCUCGUCCAAACAACUUGAAUCACCAAGCCGCCGCAAGCCCUCGAAUACUUCGAAUAUGACGCACCGAGCGUCCAUGUAUUCACCAUCCUUCCCUCUAAACCAAGCAGAGAUGUUGUCCUCGACCGA